UUGAGCAAGGCGGCCGGGCAGGUUGUGCAAGGGCCGCUCUGCCCCAUAUAGGGCUGCCAGCGGCGGGACCCCCAGCCCCAGCCCCGCCAUGCACGGCCCCACGGCUGCCCUCUGCCUCGCCUGGGCCCUGGCCCUGGGCUGCGCCCGGCCCCUGACCCAUGAGAAACAUGGGGCAGGGGGAAUGGGGCCCUCCCACGGAGCUGAGCCCCCCGGCAAUGACACUGAGCUGUCGGAGCUGUGCGGGGACGACGGCGGCUUCGACGCGGUGACGCUCAGCGCCAACGGCACCAUGCUGCUCUUCCGAGGAGAGGAGGUGUGGGAGCGGUCCCGGGGGGGCCUGCGGCGUCGGCCCCUGGCCGCGGCCUGGCCGGAGCUGGGGGGCCCCGUGGAGGCGGCGCUGCGCAUCCACCGCCGGCAGCACCCCCAGGAGCACGACAGCCUCUACCUCUUCCAGGGCGAGCAGGUCUGGGCCUACGCCGGGGGGCAGCUGCGGGCCGGCUUCCCGCGCCGGGUGGGCGACGAGUUCCCGGGCAUCCCCGGGGGGCUGGACGCCGCCGUGGAGUGCCACCCCGAGGAGUGCGGCGGCGAGAGCCUCCUCUUCUUCAAGGGGGACGCGGCGUUCGCCUUCGACCUGGAGCUGCGGGUGGCCAAGCGGCGAGCGUGGCCGGCCGUGGGGCCCUGCGCCGCCGCCCUGCGCUGGCUGGAGCGAUACUACUGCUUCCAGGGCACCGGCUUCCGGCGCUUCGACCCCGUCACCGGCGAGGUGCCCCCCGGCUACCCCCGCGACCUCCGCGACUACUUCGUACCCUGCCCCGGCCGAGGCCACGGCUACACCGGCCCCGGGAAUGAGUCGCGGGCGGCUGCCGGCAACCGCUGCAGCGAGCUGCCCUUCGACGCCUUCGUCUCCGACGACUCCGGCCGCAUCUACGCCUUCCGCGGCGGGCAGUACCUGCGGGCGGACUCGGGGCGGGACGGCUGGCACGCCUGGCCCCUGGAGCACGCCUGGCCCCAGCUGCACGGAGAGGUGGACGCCGCCUUCGCCUGGGGCAACAGCAUGUACCUGAUACAGGGCUCCCAGGUCUCCAUCUACCGCUCGGACCAGGGCUACAGGCGGGUGGAGGGGUACCCGCGGGCGCUGCUCGACGAGCUGGGCGUCACCAGCGCCGACGCCGCCUUCACCUGCCCUCGCUCCGAGAAGCUCUACGUCAUCUCAGGGAACAGCCUGCGGCUGGUGAACCUGCUGGAGACGCCGCGGCGGGCGGAGGCGGCGGUGCCGCUGCCCCACGCGCACGUGGACGGGGCCCUGUGCACCGCCGACGGCCUCUUCCUCUUCUGCGGCCCCAACUACCACAAGUACCAGGGCGUGGAGGAGCUGCUGGGGGCCACCCAGCCCGCCCCCCGCAACGUCAGCACCGACUUCUUCCACUGCCCCCAGUGACGGGCGAUGCCCCCGGGCGCCCGAGCCCCGCCGCGGCCUGCCGGGAGCUGAGGAGCAACUCCGGGCCCGGCCUGCCUGCGUCUGCGCAGCCAAUAAAGCCGGCGGGACCCCCGA
Messenger RNA from Dromaius novaehollandiae (emu), 1552 nucleotides. It is a transcript of the gene HPX, whose product is annotated as hemopexin. The record is from RefSeq and is a predicted model, not a curated record. NCBI's taxonomy places the organism in Eukaryota, Metazoa, Chordata, Aves, Casuariiformes, Dromaiidae.